Molecule: messenger RNA, 4812 nt
Organism: Pseudoliparis swirei
Lineage: Eukaryota; Metazoa; Chordata; Actinopteri; Perciformes; Liparidae
Product: neural cell adhesion molecule L1-like protein
Exons: 28
Coding region: 89-3898 (1269 amino acids)
Biological process (GO): cell-cell adhesion
Molecular function (GO): protein binding
Source: RefSeq, a predicted model, not a curated record
GUCCUCUGUGCCUUACAAAUCUCAAGUGACGCCAGUUGAUCCGCAUCGAGACGUUCUCUGAUCUCCACCGUCUCCAUUCAGGAGGGCGAUGAGGUCGGUGGGGAGCAUGCAGCUUGUCCUGCUCGUGGCCUUGACCUCCACAGCCACAGGCCUCCACAUCCCUCUGGAAGUGGAGCAGCCUCCAGCCAUAAUAACUCUCACAUCUGGUCCUAUUAUUGCCCUCCCGUUUGACAAGACCAUUACUAUCAGGUGUGAAGCCAGAGGCAACCCACCACCAGAGUACAGAUGGACAAAAGAUGGCGAAGAAUUUGUCCCUCCCAACAUCACAACAGACCACACAGAUGGCACCUUCGUGCUUCUCGACAAGCAUCUUGUCACGUUUCAGGGUAAAUACCGAUGCUACGCUUCCAACAAGCUGGGAACUGCCAUGACGGACGAGAUUGAACUGAGAGUCCCCAGUGUCCCCAAGUUUCCAAAGGAGGUUAAUGUACCCAUUGUUGUGAAGGAGGGAGAGCCGAUCACCCUGGAGUGUAACCCUCCAGAAGGCGUGGCCCCACGUCAGAUCUACUGGAUGACUCUUGAUCUCAUGCACAUUGACCAGGAUGAGAGGGUUUCCAUGGGCGCUGAUGGCAACCUGUACUUCUCUAAUGCCUUACAGAAAGACAGUCGAAAGGACUACUGUUGCUUUGUUGCCUUCAACAAAAUACGCAUCAUCGUCCAGAAAACCGCCAUGGCUGUCAUGGUCACCAACUUGAAACAUGGCAAUGAGUCUGAUGACGGCGGCAAUUCCACUGAAGCCCCCCCAGCGAGAAUACCCAGCAUGCUGCUGCCCUCUGGUGUUCAGACAGAGAAAGUGCUGUUGAUGGGAGAGAAUCUGCAGCUCGAGUGUAUAUCACAGGGAUAUCCCACUCCAACGAUGUCAUGGAUAAAAAUGGGAGACAAGCUGCCUCUACGGACACAAUUUAACAACUUUGGAAAGCUGUUAUCCAUAUCUUCUGUCGAUGAGUCGGAUAGUGGGAAAUACAUGUGUAAAGCCCACAACUCUGAAGGAGAGGCUGUCCACUACAUUGAUGUAAUCGUGGAAGACCGGCCAAAGUGGGUGACAGGGCCUCCUCAAGGCCAGCUGACCGUGAUUGGGACUGAUGUUCACAUCAAGUGCUCAGUCAGUGGCAAACCUACGCCAGACAUCACAUGGAGGAGGAAUGGAGAAUUGUUCAGCGAUGACCCGAGGAGCAGCAGCAAGCGAGUGCUCGAUGACACCGUGGUCCUCCAUAACGCCAGAGCAGAGGACAGUGCCGUCUACCAGUGUGAAGCCUCCAACAGGCACGGCAGUGUCCUGGCUAACAUCAACAUCAUGGUCAUGAAUGAGGCUCCGCGAAUACUGACAAGGGACUUUCAAGAGUAUGGUGUAGUAGUAGGACGGGACAUCGUCAUGAACUGCAGUGUUUUCGGCUCUCCACCACCCACCAUCUCCUGGGCCAGAAAUGAGACUCUAGAGCCCAUCGAGGGGGAACAAUUUUUGUCUCCGACCGGAUCUUUGAAAAUCACAAGUGCCGAGAAGAACGACAGCGGGAACUAUGUGUGUGUUGCCUCUAACAGGGAGGGAAAGUCAUCGGUCAUCGCUGUGCUGGAUGUGAAAGACCCGACAAAAAUAGCAUACCCACCUCAGGACAUGGAGAUCAUCAGUGGGACCACAGCCCAGUUGAUGUGCCAGGCAGAGUUUGACGAAAGCCUGCGGGGAACCUUUAUGUUUGCUUGGAAGAAGGAUGGGGAGGAGAUCCCACUUGAGGAACAUUCUAGAUACUUUAUGAAUGACGGCAUGCUGCAGAUCAUGAGUGUGAACAUGAGCGACCAGGGGAUAUACACAUGCAUUGCGAGGACCAGCCUAGAUGAGGACAAUGCCACUGCACUACUCACUGUACUGGACGUUCCCGAUGUUCCAAGAAAUGUAGUGAUAUCUGAAAUGGGAAUCCCGAGAAAUGUUCAGCUGGCUUGGAUACCUGGGAGUGAUCACAACAGCUCUGUAAUAGAAUUUAUAGUGGAGUAUGAGGAGAGCCAAUGGGAGCCCGGCCGGUGGAAGGAGCUCCAGAAAGUCCCCGGUAACCAGGCAACAGCCACGCUUGCACUACAAGGACACCUUAACUACCAGUUCAGAGUGUAUGCAGUUAAUGGUGUUGGACCUGGACCCCCAAGUGAGCCCUCUGAAAGAUACAGAACACCUCCUGCUGCUCCUGAAAGAAACCCAGAAAACAUCAAAAUUCAAGACCAUCGCCCUGAUCAAAUGGACAUAGGCUGGGAGCCCCUGUUGCCCAUUGAACACAAUGCCCCAGGCCUCGAGUACAAGGUGAGCUACAGGAAACUGGGCGUGGAAGAUGUCUGGAAGGAGCAUCUGGUCAAAAGGCAAUCCUUUGUCGCGACGAACACGUCCACUUUUAUCCUCUACGAGAUCAAAAUUCAGAGCAGGAACAGCCACGGCUGGGGACCAGAGCCUAAGGUUGUUACGGGUUACUCUGGAGAAGACGUCCCGACUGCAGCACCACGGGACGUAGCAGUGGAGGUGAUCAAUACCACCGUCCUGAGAGUUAGCUGGACCCCUGCUCCACCUGCCACCGUGAGAGGUCAUCUCGGAGGCUACGAUGUUCUGUGGUUGAGGAAACGAAGUUGGCUGAACCCCGACAAGAUUUUAGAUGAGCGCCGGUCGCUGUCUUUUCCUGGGAAGAAGAAUCAUACCAUGGUGCCGGGCCUUAUACCUUUCUCGGAGUACAGACUCACCGUCAAUGUUUUCAACAAGAAGGGCAAUGGCCCCAACAGUGACCCGGUGACCUUCAACACUCCAGAGGGAGUUCCCGAGCAAGUGCACAUCCUGACUGCCUCCAACGCGCAGAAAGACUCCAUUUUGCUGGUUUGGGGCCCACCGCUGGAGAAGAACGGCGUCCUCACUGGUUACCUCCUGCAGCACCACCUCAUUAAUGAGACCACACUGGAGGUGGUUGAUUCCCAGGAGACGAACAUCACGACGCCUGACACCACCCAAUGGCAGCUUCAAGGUCUAAAGGAGGGCCGCCUCUACCGCUUCCUUCUCAGAGCCUGCACUCAAGCAGGUUGUGGACCUCCGAUGGCCCAGGAGAGCAGCACCGACAAUCCAGCACAUUUGUCCCCGGCACCAGCUGUGGCCCCUGUUCAGAGCAUGCCAGCGCUGUUGAACAUAAGCUCUUAUGUGAGUGACACCUUUGCCAAAAUCAGCUGGACUGCCAGAGCAGAGCAGCAGGACUCGGAGCUUUAUGUGGCUUAUAUGAAUAACCGUGACGGCAACUGGCUGGUAUCAGAGGCUGUAAACGCUUCUCGAGGUUUCCACGUUAUUGAUGGGCUCAAAGCGGGGACCGCGUACACCGUGCGCCUCAUGGCCAAGCGGCUGCUCGAUAAUGCUAGCAUUUUUGAAGGUGUUAUCCAGACCCGAGUCAAAGGUGCGAAAAGUCAGCGGAGCAAGUUCUCGACCGAGGGCUGGUUCAUCGGGACCGUGUGCGCUCUGGCGUUCCUCACCCUUGUCACGCUCAUGGCCUGCUUUGUGCAGAGAAAGAGAGGUGGCAAGUAUGCAGGUACGCCGCCGCCAACCCAGCGACAAGACGUGUUCUUCAUGGGAAAAGUGAAAGAGAAGGAGGACCUCCACCCUGAUGUGGAGUCACAAGGAAUGAAUGAUGACACCUUCUGUGAAUACAGUGAAGAGAAGCCACUAAAGGGCAGCAGCUUGCGGUCCCUGGCUGGAGACGACGCGUUGGGGGACAGCGUCAGCAGAGACAGCAGAGACAGCCCGGGCGACUACACCGACAGCGAAGGAGAAUUCAACGAGGACGGUUCAUUUAUCGGGGAAUAUUCCGCACGCACUCGCCGAGGCUGUUAGCGCGCCCGGUGGACCCAGACCAGUCCCUGUAUGAAGCCGGGCUGCAGUCUGAACGGUCGACAGCAAAUGUUUUUCAAGAUACUUUUUUAAUAUUCAGCUUCCCUGGGAUCACAUAUAGCGUGAAUAGACAAAUGUGGGGGGUUAAAAUGACUCAAAUGUGCAGACGUUUUGCCCAGGGACUGGAAAAGAGAGAACACCCCCACCACGCGCGGCGGUGGGAACACAUGUAAGUCUUUGUACAUACUGGAAGAGAAUGACCCGUUUCAUUUGAGUUUUUCAAGAUUUUAUUAAUUAUAAUAAAGGUUGUUUUUGUACCUCAUAGGCUGUUAUCUUCAGCUGAGUUUGUCAAUUCCCUUCUUUCACAAAAGGAUGAAGAUUAACAUUAUUUCCCACAAUACAAACAUUACUGACAGUCACCAAAAUGUGUUUUUCCUUAACAAGUGAAUGAAAUGACACAAGUAGAAAUUCAUCUCCAGCCUGUGUUCGAUGACGGUUGGAUCAAUAUAGUCAUAAAUGCUUCACUGUCCAUUACUGUAUUGUAUGUGUGUUUCUGACUUUGGUUAUUAGACAAAUGUGUGAAAGUUUGCUAUUGAUACCUUUUUAUAUCAUUAUGUCAAACAUAUUUUGGAAAUGUUGGAUCGCUUUUUACAUCAAACAUGAAAAAUAGAAGAAAAACAACAUUAACGUAAGAACCAAUUCAAGCAUCACAUUCUCCCAACUAUACGCCCCUGGUUGGUUGGGGAAUUAUGGAAAAGACAUAUAUGUUGUUUAGAAAGAGGUUAAAGGGAAAAGUGUGUUUAUAUAUCGAGUGGAAUCAUGAAAACAUUUAUUUGACUCAUCCAGACUCGAAUUGGUGAGCUUCCACCUUAAGGCCGUAUUAAGAUGAAGUUUUGAAACUAAAGCUGUUCAUCAUA